AUGGGGUUCCGUGCUGUCAACGUGACCGCGUGUGCCAUCUUUCCCUGCAUUAAAACAUACAAUAUCUCGGUGACUGACGGCCUUCUCAAUACCCAGGAACUGUCCUCAUGGUCAGAUCCGGACGGGUAUCAACUUGGCAACUGUGUGCCCGGGGGACUAUGUCUGUCACCUCCGAGCUCUGCCGUACUAGUCAACCGGCGAUCCGAGUCCGAGCUAGAGAGCAACGUUUUUGUAGUGGAUGAGAUUACAGCCGAGGGCUUGAAGAGCCUUCUGCAAGGCGCCUUCAGUGGAACGGCAUCGGCCGGCAACUCUGGCCUCCGGGAUGGCUAUGGCAUUACGUAUUCUUCGGAGAUCAUGCAAGCUCUACAUCUUGCCGACGAUCUGGGGGCGUUGAUGGCUUCGUUUGCGGCCUCGAUGUCCGACCACAUCCGCAAUGUCAGUGCAGUGACGGAAACGGGGACGGCGUGGGCAAUGGAAAGCUAUAUCCAGGUGCGUUGGCGGUGGCUGAUUCUGCCGAUGAGCUUAGGCCCCGCAUCUCUCUGCUCCUUGUGCGCUGUCAUCUGCAUCAGUCGUCGCCGGGAGGUUCAGGUCUGGAAGUCGUCGACACUUGCAACACUGUUUCAUGGCCUUGACAACUUGGAGAAUGGGCCAGACCUGAACCGUCAGAGUGACAUGGAAUCCUUCUCGAAGCAAAUCAUUGUGAGAUUACAUCCUCGUGAUGAGACGAGUGUGGGGAGGCCGGUGCUCAAAGAGACACCUCCAGACCGAUUGGCGUUGAAGAACCUUGCUUCGAAUAGGCCGGGUGGACUGGCCGUGGUCGACAACGUUUCGUCUGCUUCAGCCGAUAAACUUCUUCCAUCACGUCAAUUGCCCGAGGCGGACCAUUUUGCUGUUCGAAUACAUCCAACACGCACCUGGUAG
Capronia coronata CBS 617.96 is the source of this 921-nucleotide messenger RNA. RefSeq lists its product as uncharacterized. The record is from RefSeq and is a predicted model, not a curated record. NCBI's taxonomy places the organism in Eukaryota, Fungi, Ascomycota, Eurotiomycetes, Chaetothyriales, Herpotrichiellaceae. The transcript has a single exon. The coding region runs from base 1 to 921 and encodes 306 amino acids.